CCUGCAUCGUCCGUGACAAUCACCUCUCAUCUUUUCUCCGAGUGCAAAGACCUAAGCAAGGAUAAAAUCACACGGAAAUAAGGCGGAAUGUUAACUCAUAUGAAGCAGCAACAGCAAUUCUCUGAUGUCAGGAAUGAACCGGGUAGCUGCAACACUUUGGACUUGCCUCCUGCUCUGUGCUUUCCUGUGUGAGCCGGUGCUGUCCAAAGGGGGUCGUGGAGGGUCCCGUGGCUCCUCUCGAGGCACCCACUCACGGAGCUCCUCGGCGGGGAGUCAGCGGGGGGCCGGGGCCUACGGAGGGACCCGCUCCCGCGUCCGGGCUGUGGGCCGGUCCUCCCCAGUGAGGGUGGCGGCUGCAGCAGCGGCAGGGGCGGCGGUGGCGCUAUCAGCGGAUAAAUGGUACGCCUCUGCCUACAGACGCAGCAACGCAGACAGCUCAGAGGACGAGCUGUGCUACUACAACAGGACCAAUUACUUUGAUUCACAAAUGUCAGGCUCAACCCAAAAUGGAUAUUCUUUUCCUCAACUGGUUUCUAUCAUUAUUGCAACUUUUUUCCAAAAAUAUGGAUUUUUUCAAGACAGUAUACUGUAGAUGUUUAGCUUAUUUUUAAGGAUAAAAUCCUGAGUCUGCCCUGGAUCUGACUAUAUUGUGCAGAAAUGACUGGAACCUGCACUGGGAAGAUCAGAGGUGCAACACAGAGGUGGAUGGACACAAACACAUCACUGUACUGUAUAUUUUUUACACAUAUAAUCAUCUAUACCAACAAACAAAUGUAACCAACUCAGUAUUCAUUGUGACCUUUCACCUUUUAAGUAGUGCACCUUUGUCAAGUCAAUAUUGGGCAGAAAAUGGGACAGAACUUGAAUUAAUAUAAUACUUUGUUUCCUUCCCUAAUGCUUGAUUCCUAGACCCAAUUGUGAACAUUUUUCAUCAGGAGGAUGAAAAACAGAAACACCUUGAUAAGGAAACUGUGGGCUGCCAAAUUAAAUAGUACAAUCUUAAUUGUAUGUUUUUUUCACAAUAAGCAAAAAGAAAUGCAAAGUGAAAACACAGAAUGGCUGUUUAGUACAACAAUGACCAGGUCUGGGUCUUAACAUAAAGCUUGGACUUCUGGAAUUGAUGUAUUACACUGAAGUUGUUCUGCCCCUGAAAUCAAAACAGCUGCCACUUGAAAUUUAGAAAAUAUAAUAGCAAUUUCUGUCUGCAGACUUAUGGGUUUGGAAACUGAUAUUGCCAUGAAGAGGAUUCUCUGCAACAAGACAAGGCAAAUGAGUAUGGUGCAUUUGGCUUAACUGCAUUUUCAACAAUCAUCUUGAAUUUCUGAACAAUUAAUACUUUUUUAUAACAGCUGAAAUUAAGCUAAUUCAUUUCUCAGAUUCAUGAACAAACCAUGUCAUGGUUGGUAUGAAAAGAAAACUGCUGCCCUCACUGUAAUUCAUGUCUCUUAUGAUCCAUCCAUCAUCCAAGAUCUUUUUACCUGCAGGAAACACUCAGGAGCAACAGACUGUUCCAUAUAAAUGUACUUUAUUACAAGCUACAACACUUAUGUACAUAGAUUGAGAGUUUGUUAUUACUGUCUUUGUGCUAAUAAAUAUAAUGUUUACACCUUGUCA
This is a messenger RNA of Eleginops maclovinus (Patagonian blennie), 1614 nucleotides long. RefSeq names its product shadow of prion protein (gene sprn). Gene Ontology annotation, cellular component: membrane. The transcript is spliced from 3 exons. The record is from RefSeq and is a predicted model, not a curated record. Lineage: Eukaryota; Metazoa; Chordata; Actinopteri; Perciformes; Eleginopidae. Bases 125 to 592 code for a protein of 155 amino acids.